Molecule: messenger RNA, 1639 nt
Organism: Pyrus x bretschneideri (Chinese white pear)
Lineage: Eukaryota; Viridiplantae; Streptophyta; Magnoliopsida; Rosales; Rosaceae
Product: UPF0481 protein At3g47200-like
Exons: 1
Coding region: 234-1613 (459 amino acids)
Source: RefSeq, a predicted model, not a curated record
GAAAGACUACAUGACCACCAGACGAGAUCUCUUUAUUCUAACGUCCUGCAUUACUGCAUUUGCUUGAUUUUCAGGUACAUGUUUCCGGUAUCUUCCCAUUUUAUUUCAUUGUUCUGCACAUUUGUCAAAUUGUGAUUAUCGGAAAUGUAUGAAUGCCUAUAACUAGUUUCUAAAAAUACUUCAGAAUUUGUUUCAUUUGCAAUUUGUUUCAGGAUUUUUUAAAAUAUAUAGUCAUGGAAAGUGAGGUUGACGACAGUACUUCCAUGGAAUCCGUUUGUAUAGACACUGAUGGUAUCAUUGAAGAAUUGACAAACACCAUCGGAGCAAAGCUUCUCAACCAUUCGCCAUUGCCAGCAUCCUGCUGCAUAUUCAGAGUUCCCCAUCAGAUUCGGCGACAAAAAAUACAGGCAUACGAACCUGAUAUCGUCUCAAUCGGGCCCUUUCACCGAGGCCGCGGUGGCGAUCAAUUCCAACUCAUGGAAAAGGUGAAGCGCUGGUACUUGCAGUGCCUUCUCGCAGACGCAAACAUAACUUUGGCAACCUUGAUCACAGGUGUCGUGGAUUUCAACAAGCGUGCUCGUGAUUGUUACGCAGAGCCAUUGGAUCAUUUCAACAAGAAAGACUUCGUUGAGAUGAUGGUAAUCGACGGAUGUUUCCUAAUCGAACUAUUUCGAAAAGGACUUUCCGUCGAUCAACAAGACGAGAACGACCCCGUUUUCAAUGUGUCCUGCAUGCUGCAAUAUCUUUACCAUGAUCUUCUCCUGCUAGAAAAUCAGCUGCCAUGGUUUGUUCUCGAGCGGUUAUACAAUUCAACCGCCAUGAAGAAUACUACUUCCGAAGGAAAUGCCUCCUCCCUCACCGACCUUGUCCUCAACUUCUUCAGACAAUCCGUGGCGGACGAUGGUAUUUUUAUUUUCAAACCGAGUCCGAAUCUCCCUCCCGAACCCCUGCACAUACUUGAUCUCAUAAGAACCGUGAUCGUUGUUCCUUUUGAAGAUUUAGGCUCCAAACGAAAAGAAGAGGGUGAAGACCAACAGCAGAGCAAGGAGAGAGAGCUGCCGCAGAGGGUUCCGAACGUGACAACUCUGUCCGAAGCCGGCAUUAAAUUCCAAAAAAGUUUCAAAACCCCGGACUGCAUAAUGAACAUAAAGUUUGGAAAUGGGGCGUUCACGAUUCCACCACUAGCAAUCGACGAGCGGACAGGGCCGCUCUUCAGGAACCUCAUCGCCUUCGAGCAAUGCUGCCACAGCCGCCUCCACAAGAUAACAUCUUACGCCGUCCUGAUGGAUAAUCUCAUCGAUUCGAGCAAGGACAUCGACCUUCUUUGCGAGGUGGGAAUACUGGUGAACUGGCUGAGCUCGGAAGACGCUGCGCAGUUCUUCAACGAGCUGUACAAAGACACGACGGUCAUCGGAUUUUACUACGAGGGACUUUGCAACGAUGUGAAUAAGUAUUACAAGACUGACUGGAACAAGUGGAUGGAAAAGCUGAGGCGCGAGCAUUUCGGUACGCCGUGGGCGAUUAUUUCUUUGGUCGCUGCGUUUAUUCUGCUGGUGCUCACAAUGUUGCAGACUGUAUAUGCAAUUCAUCAGUAUUAUCAUCCUCCUAAAUAGUUGUAUCAAUUUGUUAUUUGCCUUGA